Pelagomonas calceolata is the source of this 681-nucleotide messenger RNA. The record is from the annotation of a GenBank genome assembly. NCBI's taxonomy places the organism in Eukaryota, Pelagophyceae, Pelagomonadales, Pelagomonadaceae.
AUCCAGGACAAGGAGGGCAUCCCGCCCGACCAGCAGCGCCUCAUCUUCGCGGGCAAGCAGCUCGAAGAUGGCCGCACGCUGUCCGACUACAACAUCCAGAAGGAGUCCACUCUCCACCUCGUCCUCCGCCUGCGCGGCGGCGCCGACGAGGAGAAGAAGCCCGAGGAGGCCGCCGCGGAUGAGGAUGACGACCGCCGCGUGAACCUCAUGUCCCAGGAGGGCGACCAGUUCGAGGUCGAGGUCAAGGUCGCCAAGAUGAGCGAGCUCGUCAAGACCAUGAUCCCGGAAGAGGCCGACGAGGACGAGGAGGCGCAGGAGAUCCCGCUCCCGAACGUCAAGUCGCACGUCCUCGCCAAGGUCAUCGAGUUCUGCCGCCGCUACGCCGAGGAGCCCAUGUCCGAGAUCGAGAAGCCCCUGAAGAGCGCGAACAUGCACGAGGUCGUCCAGGAGUGGUACGCCAAUUAUGUGGACGUCGACCAGGAGCUGCUCUUCGAGCUCAUCCUCGCGGCGAACUACAUGGACAUCAAGCCUUUGCUGGAUUUGACCUGCGCGACCGUCGCGUCGAUGAUCAAGGGCAAGACGCCGGAGGAGAUCCGCAAGACGUUCAACAUCGUCAACGACUUCACGCCCGAGGAGGAGGCCCAGGUGCGCGAGGAGAACAAGUGGUGCGAGGAGGCCUAG